Rotaria sordida is the source of this 1104-nucleotide messenger RNA. The record is from the annotation of a GenBank genome assembly. NCBI's taxonomy places the organism in Eukaryota, Metazoa, Rotifera, Eurotatoria, Philodinida, Philodinidae.
AUGUUGUGUUUAGCAGUACAAAAUCUAUCACCUUCUGCACGUUGGGCUCAGAACGCUACCACAGUCGCAGGAUUGGCAAAUGGCACAGCUGGAUCAUCUUUAUCUACUCUCUUUUUGAACGAAGGAAUCAGCAUUGCAGAUGAGGAUGCUCUCUACAUCGCCGAUGGUUUUAAUAAUCGAAUUGUUUUAAUUGGACUUAAUUCCACUACAGCUAUAGCUAUCAUUCAAGAUGGAUCUAACUCAAGUCGUCUAUUUACUUAUCCUACUGAUGUUUUUGUCACUCAAAAAUAUAUCUACGUCUUAGAUAUGCAGAAUUUUCGCGUGGUAAAAUUAUUCAAAAAUAGAACAAAUCCAGUCACCAUUGCCGGAAUUAUGCUUGUAUACGGAACCGAUCUAAAUGCAUCAACAAUGGGUUAUUGCCACGAUAUAUUUGUCGACAGUAAUGAGAACUUGUAUGUGAGUGAUUAUUCAAAUAAUAGAGUGGUUCGUUAUUCAUCGAACUCAUCGAGUGGUAUGCCUGGUGUGAUAGUCGCUGGAAAUGGCACCGGUGGAACUAGUGUUUCGCAGCUAUCUGGACCAUGGGGAAUGUUUGUCAAUGAAGUAGGAACAUUGUAUGUUGCAGAUUGUUUGAAUAAUCGAAUCCAACAAUGGAAUAAUGGAGCUUCCUCUGGUGUGACAGUGGCAGGCACCGGAGUUAACGGUAAUAGUUUAGCUCAUCUGUACUAUCCGUCAGGAAUUGUUGUUGACUCAAAUGGAUACAUGUAUAUAGCGGAUUAUGGAAACAAUCGAGUUCUUCGAUGGGCACCAAAUUCGAAUUCUGGUGAAUGUAUUGUGGCUUGUACUGGUCAUAGAGGAAAUGGAAUUGAUACGCUGUAUGGGCCGGUUGCAUUGGCAUUUGAUAGCUAUGGAUCUCUUUUUAUUAGCGAUACAAACAAUAAUCGAGUACAGAAAUUUCAGAUACUUAGUAGUUUUGAUGAAACUUCAAUAACAAUGUCGACUUCAAUAACACAUCACACAACAUCAUUGCAAGCUUCGUCGAACUCAAGUAGGACACAUUCAUCUACAAUUGCAAUAUCAAUUGCUGUAUUGAAACAUUUUAAAUGA